This is a messenger RNA of Vicia villosa (hairy vetch), 1584 nucleotides long. RefSeq names its product F-box/kelch-repeat protein At3g06240-like. Gene Ontology annotation, molecular function: protein binding. The transcript has a single exon. The coding region runs from base 48 to 1142 and encodes 364 amino acids. The record is from RefSeq and is a predicted model, not a curated record. NCBI's taxonomy places the organism in Eukaryota, Viridiplantae, Streptophyta, Magnoliopsida, Fabales, Fabaceae.
ACCUAGAGGCAGCGAGUUGAGAAGAAAACUUGGAAACAACAUUGAUCAUGUUUCUGCCGCAAGAAUUGAUGAUCCAAAUUUUGCCAUGGUUACCAGUUAAGUCUCUGACACGCUUCAAAUGUGUUUGUAAGUCAUGGUUUUCUCUUAUCUCUCAUGAUUCCCAAUUUGCAAAUUCACAUUUUCAACUCACUUCCACCACAAGACCCAAUCAUAGAAUUCUGUUCUUGUCAAAUUUUCCCUUUGAAGCUCUAUCCAUUGAUUUUGAAGCAUUGCUUGACGAUGAUAGUGGAUCUGUUUCACUCAACCUUGAUCGUAUUUUUCCACAGCAUUUUACAGAUAUUGAAGUUGAAAUUAAAGGGUCAUGUAGAGGCUUCAUACUUUUAUGCCAUACCUUUGACCUCUACCUAUGGAAUCCAUCCACCGGAUAUCACAAACAAAUACCUAUAACUCCUUUUGGUUUCCAUUUAGAUUGUUUCUAUGGUUUUGGUUAUGACCAUUCAACCAACGAUUACUUGGUUGUUUUAAUGUUUCAGCAUGAUUUGUAUAACCCUACAUUACAGUUGGUGUACUUCUCAUUGAAAGGUAAUACAUGGAAACAAGUUGAGGGUCCUCACUACCGUUACACCAAUAGGAAUCGGGAAGAGCCCAAAGGCGGGUCUCUUUAUAACGGGGCUAUCCAUUGGUUGGCUUAUCAUGAUGAUUUACUAACCGAAGUUAUUGUUGCGUUUGAUUUAGUCGAAAAGAAACUUUCAUACAUACUUUUGCCGUGUGAUUCUGAUGGUAGUCCUUUGCAUUGUGGUUUAUGGGUAUAUGGAGAGUCUCUCAGCAUAUAUACUACUAAUUAUGCUACUAAUACAGUUGAUAUAUUUGUGAUGAAAGAAUACAAAGUGGAUUCGUCUUGGACUAUGACUCAUGCUCUUCCAUAUGACGUCAUCCCAAACGAGGUCUUUUGUCCGUUGUGUUGUACAAAAAAUGGUGAUAUUGUUGGGAGAGAUGAUGGCGGUGGAUUGGUCAAGUAUGAUAAAAAUGGUGAGUUUCUAGAGCAUCAUUCUUAUACUAAUGAUGAUCUUCCACGCCAGUGGACUAUGUAUAUAGAGUCUCUGCUUUCACUACCUAGUGAUGGUGACAACCAGAAAGCUUAAGAAGAUGACACAAACAACAAGUACGAGGUUGUGAAAUAUUCCCCUACACGAUUUUCUUGAUAUUUAUAUUGAAUUAGAGCUUGGGUCCUAUGGUAACAAUGAAGGUUGAUCCCAAGUGGCUAUGUAUAUAGAGUCUUUGCAUUCAUGGUGAAGUGAGAAAGCUUAUGAAUCAUAUGUUAGAAUGCAUUUGUAGGUACUAUGUGUUUGUUUGUUUGAUUGCAUCUGUAAUAUGAGUAAGUGUACCACAUGAGCUAAUGUAAUAUGUCAAUGUCAUGAAAUGGUUAUUGGUUAACUAUUUGUUUAUGUGAUUCACUGUUAUUUAUGCAUGUAGCUGGAUCAUAUAAGGUAAAUUAUUCUCAUGACUUUGAUUCAAAGCAAUUCACUAAAUAUUUGAUCAUAACUACAUAGGUAUUUGAAUGAAAUAGAAGGUUUUGUUCUCGAA